Drosophila elegans is the source of this 1507-nucleotide messenger RNA. RefSeq names its product beta-1,3-galactosyltransferase 1. The record is from RefSeq and is a predicted model, not a curated record. NCBI's taxonomy places the organism in Eukaryota, Metazoa, Arthropoda, Insecta, Diptera, Drosophilidae. Gene Ontology annotation, cellular component: membrane. Bases 18 to 1295 code for a protein of 425 amino acids. The transcript is spliced from 2 exons. Gene Ontology annotation, molecular function: hexosyltransferase activity.
UUUCAAAUUGAAAAAAAAUGCAUUUCACGAUUUUGAGAAAGCUUAAGCUGGUUCAAGGACUACGAGUACAACUGCCAAGAUUUGGGCGGCUGCUGUUAAGAAGGUAUACAGAUAUCACGGCUGUCCUGCUUGUUUUCUAUCUGGUCUAUAGGAUAUUUUUUUUCCAGGAUCCAAGCAAACGGAAUGCGUCGCUGCCGGGUUGGGGCCGUGAAACGCCCAGGAGUAUUGCCGAUUACUUGGACCCGGCUCAGGAUACAGCGCUUGUUGUCCCGCGACAGUUUUGCCGGAGCAAGGCUCUCCUGACCAUCGCAGUCUGCUCCUAUGUGCAUCACUUUGAACGGCGACGGACCAUCCGCAAACUCUGGGGCAACUCCACCGAGUUCAACUACUCGUCCUUUGUGAAGCUUCAUGGUCACCUCAAGGGCAAAUACCUGGACGUCCUGCCAGAGCGUCUGAAGCUGUACUCUGAGUAUAUAAGCGGCGAGGGUGACACCUUGGAGGCCUCCAUUCGAAUUGUAUUCUUUCUGGGACGCAGAAACUUGGCUUCGCUGCAGGAAAACGAAGCGGUUGCCAACGAGGCGGAAGAGUAUGAUGACGUGAUCCAGGAGAACUUCAUGGACACCUACAAUAACCUUACUAUUAAGGCCAUAAUGGUUUUGAAACACAUCAGCCAGAGUUGUGUGAACACGACAGCGUUCGUCUUGAAAUGCGACGACGACACCUUUGUAAAUGUGCCCAAUUUGCUGCACUUUCUGCUGGGUGGAACUAUUCCGCUGAACAAGGUGACCGCGAAUUACCACUAUCUCAACACCUUUCGGGUGACCUCGUCAAGGAACCGUUUGACGGCCCGGAAGGAGGUGAUGUACGGACGCCAGUACUGCAAUGUGCCACCAAUAGCCAAUAAGUUCAACAAAUGGUAUAUGCCAUCUUACAUGUUCCGGGGCGGAGUGUAUCCACAGUAUUUGUGCGGAUCAGGCUACUUGCUGUCCAUUGAUGUGGUGCCACGCCUCUACAAGGCCUCUUUGGGCACGAAGAUGGUGCAUUUGGAGGACAUGUUCGUCACUGGACUCUGUGCGGAGAGGGCUGGCAUCAGGCGCACCAACCACCCGCUCUUCAGGUCCAUGUAUCCGUUUCCGUGGGACGAGCAGUGCGCCCUCAAGGGAAGCUUCACCACGCACCGCGCCAAGGACUGGAUCAUGUGGAACGCCUGGCACCUGGUCACCAACUACAGCAGCAAAUGUCCUCCGCCAAAAAAAAACUUUCAGUGGCAUUUGCCCGAGAUGCAACGAUGUUAGAUUGUCCUUAUUUUUAGUUAUAUACUAUUUAAUGUUCUUUGUACAUAUAUGAACUUUUUUUUGGAUCAUCCAUUAUAUAUAUUCAGUUUUCCUUUGAGUAAGCUGGUUAUAAUUGCCUCGGCAAUCCAAAGUUUUAUGGAUGGAUCCGAAAAGAUAAUACGUAAAUUUCUUUAAAAAAAUAUUGAAUUCUACCCGAUCGUUCCUAUGAUUAU